Molecule: messenger RNA, 684 nt
Organism: Vigna unguiculata (cowpea)
Lineage: Eukaryota; Viridiplantae; Streptophyta; Magnoliopsida; Fabales; Fabaceae
Source: RefSeq, a predicted model, not a curated record
AGGCAAAGAGAAUGAAGAGAAGUAGUAGCAUUGGAUUAUUAGAAAUGAAGUUAGAAGCAUCAGGAGGAGGGUGCAAGUACCACCCUGAUAACAAACAAGUGCAAGGUGUUUGUGCCUUUUGUUUAAGAGACAAACUUUUGAAGCUCUAUGAUAUCAACAAUCCAACUUAUCCUCUUCCUUCUCCUUCUCAACCCUUUUCUUCUUACAUGUCUCAUCGCCACCACCACCACCACCGUCGUCAUGCUUCUAGUGUGGCGGAUUCUGUCUCCUCCGUGGUUGGUUUCAACUAUGGAUUGAAGAAGAGCAACUCCAUUGCCUUUGGUUCAGGAAGCCGAAACACAGAUAAGGAAGUCAAUGAAAACAGCGGGGGGAGUAAGAAAAAGGGUGUUUGGUCCAAGCUGCUCAAAUUGACCAGAAAGAACAGUAAGGAGGCCUUCAUGCAUUCCAGGACCGUGAGGGAGGGAAAGAGUUUGCAUUUUUAAUGUUAUUGUAGAUUCACUUAUUUUAUUCAUGUAAACUACACAUAAAUGUGGAGGAUUUUUAUUGAGUUUGCAAUUGGGUUGGAGCAGAGGUUUCCAUGUCAUAAGUGUGUAUUCAUCUUAGAAAGAAUUAAGUUACUGUCUAACACAUUUCCGACAAGCAAAUUUGGUAAUCGCAGUAUCAAUAACAAGAUUAUUCAAAAAA